AUGGCGCUCCGACAAGAAGAAACACUUUCUCUCGCAAGGAAGACAACAGAACAAGAACCUUCUCAAGAUAUCAUUUUCCGGUCCAAACUUGCUGAUAUCUCUAUUCCAAACCACCUUCCUCUCAUCGAUUACAUCUUCCAGAGAUUCUCCGGCGGCGGAGACGACGGUGGUUCCACCACCACAUGUCUCAUAGACGGUGUCACCGGACGCAUCUUUACCUACGCCGACGUACAAAUCACUCUAAGGAGAAUCUCUGCAGGACUCCAUCGGCACGGGAUCCGCCACGGUGACACCGUGAUGCUCCUUCUCCCAAACUCGCCGGAGUUUGCUCUAUCUUGCCUCGCCUUAGCUUACCUCGGAGCCAUAUCGACCCCUGCUAAUCCGUUAUUUACCCCACCUGAGAUCGCAAAACAGGCAAAAGCCUCCGCCACGAAGAUGAUCAUUACAAAGCCAUGUUACGUCGAUAAGCUAACAAACCUUGAAAACGUUUUGAUAGUUUGCGUAGACGAAUACGACAUUCCGUUACCGGAGGGAUGCUUGAGUUUCACAGAACUGACUCAAGCGGACGAGAAUGAGCUUCCUAAACCGGAGAUCUCGCCGGAGGAUACGGUGUUGAUGCCGUUCUCCUCCGGGACCACGGGACAUCCAAAGGGAGUAAUGAUUACUCACAAGGGAGUAGUUACGAGCACCGCUCAGAAAGUCGACGGAGAAAACCCUCAUCUCAACUUCACAAGAGAUGACGUCAUCAUAUGUUUUCUCCCAAUGUUUCACACUUACACCCACAACUCGCUGAUGCUUUCGGCGAUGAGGGCCGGUGCGGCGUUCUUGAUCUUGAUAGAACCAUCUAGUUGUGUUCCGGAUUGGAAGUUCAACGGUCAGGUGCCUGAUUAG
Messenger RNA from Raphanus sativus (radish), 891 nucleotides. Its product is annotated as 4-coumarate--CoA ligase 4-like. Bases 1 to 891 code for a protein of 296 amino acids. NCBI's taxonomy places the organism in Eukaryota, Viridiplantae, Streptophyta, Magnoliopsida, Brassicales, Brassicaceae. The transcript is spliced from 2 exons. Gene Ontology annotation, molecular function: 4-coumarate-CoA ligase activity. The record is from RefSeq and is a predicted model, not a curated record.